Poecilia reticulata (guppy) is the source of this 773-nucleotide messenger RNA. RefSeq names its product zymogen granule membrane protein 16-like. The record is from RefSeq and is a predicted model, not a curated record. NCBI's taxonomy places the organism in Eukaryota, Metazoa, Chordata, Actinopteri, Cyprinodontiformes, Poeciliidae.
CACACGGUACACCCUGCCGCUCAGCUUUUUGAGWGUUUAGAAACAAGACAACCAGUCAGAAUGCUUUUGGUUGCCGUCUUUGUUCUGCUUGCUGCUUCUGCUGCGGCCGAUCUCAGGCCACACUACUCGUUCUCCUCACCCAUUGGGUCGGGAGGUGGGAGCUCCUAYGUGAUCACCGGAGAGGGAAGGAUCACCGCUGUGAGAGUUUGGGAAUAUUAUUCCAAUUACAUCCGAGCCAUCCAGUUCCGGUACGGAUACCUCUGGUCUCCGAUUGUUGGCUACACAUACGGGGACGCCCAGGAACUUGAGCUGUACGACGGAGAAGCCAUCAUCCAGAUUUCUGGAAAGUAUUCCUCCUACCUGCAGUCCAUCGUCUUCACAACCAGCCGGGGCCGCUUCCUGUCUGUGGGUCAGCCAUCUGGCACUUCCUUCAACAUGUACCCGGAUCACCCCGAGGCAGAGCUGAUCUUCAUCAGCGGCCAUGUGAAYGGAGGYCUCACCUCCUUGGGGUCCCACUGGGCGAUCGUUGAUCCGACCUUGAGCCCAACCAACAGCUCCUACGGACAUUAAGGCCUGAGGAAACGACAGAUGUUGGGAUCUGAAAUCUGAUUCACAGCUUUUUUUACUGCACUGGUUUAAUUGCAAUGUGGUGAUUAAGACWCUUGAAGGAUUUCUUUUGAUUAAUCAAUAAUAAAAAMAAUGCAUCCUUCAAGUGRUCGUCAUCAGAAAUUUAAUUAAAGAUCAAAUCUGCUGGGUUUUUGUUCUUGCACUUA